AUGGUGAUGGUGGGGAAGAAAGGUGAUGUCUAUGGGUGGCAGCAUGGUGGUGGUUGUGGUGUUGGUUGUGGAGGUGGUAGUGGAUGUGGAGAUUUUGGAGGAGGUGGUUGUGGUGGUAGUGGUGGUGGUGGUGAUGGUGGUGGAGGUGGAGGUGGAGGAGGUGGUGGUGGAGGUGGAGGUGGUGGUUGUGGUGGUGGUGAAGGUAGUGAAUGUGGUGGUGCAAGUGAUAGAGUUGGAUGUGAAAGUGGAGGUGGUGUCAUUUUUUAA
Messenger RNA from Prunus armeniaca (apricot), 267 nucleotides. Lineage: Eukaryota; Viridiplantae; Streptophyta; Magnoliopsida; Rosales; Rosaceae. The record is from the annotation of a GenBank genome assembly.